Messenger RNA from Effrenium voratum, 2181 nucleotides. Lineage: Eukaryota; Dinophyceae; Suessiales; Symbiodiniaceae. The record is from the annotation of a GenBank genome assembly.
AUGACACACGGCUCCGUGCUGUUCUUGGUGGCCUCGGCCCUUCGCGCAGCGGCGCAAGGCGGCGGAGGAGCGGGCGGACCACCAGGAGGAGCCGGCGGACCACCAGGAGGAGGAGGAGCAGGCGGAGGCGUCGCGUUGGAGGAGCCGCACAUCACCAUCAAUUCCGAUGUGGAGUGCAGGACGAAUGCGGCCGGCCCACAGACCAUUACCGGGUACAUCUACUGCGACAACUACUUUGAGUUCUGGUUCAAUGGAGUCCUCGUGAAGAAGGACCCGAUGACCUUCACUCCGCACAACGCGGUUGCCGUCUCGUUCGAGUGGGACGGGGUUUCCGACAAGGAGUACGCGAUUAUGUGCAUGGACUACGCAAGCAGCUCCGGGUACGAGUACGUGGAGACUUCGAGCCCGGGGCUUGGCGACGGGUCGCUCAUGGCGGAGUUUUCGGAUGGCACUGUGACGAGCGCUGCUUGGAACGUCUUCGUGCUGACCAUGGGGCCGACCGACGCCUCCAUCACAGCAGGCUGCAGCAGCAGCAAUCUGGCGCCAUGUGCGGUCGUUUCCACACCAGAGCCCGCAGGAUGGAUGGCUGGUGGCUAUCAGGGUAGCGGCGGGUGGAUAUCGGCGACCGAGUACUCCGCCGCGCAGGCGGGUUGGGGCAGGACACCGACGUGGGACGCGACGCUGAAGUGCUGCGGUACGGCCACCAGCCCGGCGACGCAGGAGACACUGACCAACAACGGCGGCUGCUCCGUGAACUACGAGAGCGCCACCCCAGCCGGGGCUGCUGUUACGGUGGCGGAAGAUGAGUGCUUGGAUCCCAAGGCCUUCUUGUCAGAGACCAGGUCGAAGAUGAUCUGGUCCGCCGACUUGGAGCGGGACAACAAGCUCCUGUUCCGCAUCACCGUGCCUGCCAAUGCGUCGACGGUGGUGCAAUGCCCCACGUGCAGUGCGCCAACGGUUGAUCAAAGCGCACAACGAGUGCGCAGGGAGUUGCGAACACUCAGCGCGGCAGAGUGGAAGAAGGUGACGGACGCCAUGUGGGUCAUGAAGAACACGGCCCAGGCGGCCGGUGUCGAGACAUAUGGCCAGGCGUUCCGUACCUAUGACCACUUCCCAGCCAAGCACGCCGCAGCGUAUGCCGACGCACGCGGGGACCAGGCUCACUUCGGACCUCAGUUCAUGACUUGGCACAGCGCCUUCAUCUUAGAGUUCGAGAAUGCGCUGCUGAGUGUGGACAGCACAAUCGGUGCCUUGCCAUACUGGGACUCAACAGUGACCUCUCCGUCCAUCUUCUCGGAGACUUACUUCGGAAGUGCUCCUGGCACGGGCUCCGGCUCUCAGGUUGUCGACGGUGUCUUUCUGAACUGGCCGAUCAAGUCGAGUUUUUCCUUGUCCGAUUACAACCCAACCGGCAGCUCUCCAUACACUGGCUCGCCCACGGGAAUGCUGCGGGGCUCCACCAACAACAAUGCGAACGCGAUGAUGACGCGCUUCGGCUCGGGCACGUAUUCCUUCGGCGCCAACGAAUUCUGGAUCUGCGCGAACUUGGAUGGGUUUUGGUAUGACUGGUACAAGUGCGUGGAGGGUGAUGCCACUGUCACUGGGAGCUUCCACGGAGGGCCACAUGGCCAGGUGGGCGGAAGCUCGGGUGGCAACAGCGGCGACUUCGAGGACCCCAUCACGUCGCCGAAUGACCCGCUCUUCUUCUUUCAUCACGCAGGGGUGGACCGCAGCAUGCGUUGGUGGAUGCUGCAGAACGCAGCCAAGCGCAGCACCUUCUACGGCUUCCCCGCAGCGAACACUGAAGGGAUCCGCGAGAAUGCGGGGAAGAGCUAUUACGGGCAGAGCCUCCUUGACGUGAUGUCAAGCGCGUGGGGUUUCACCGCCGCUGACCUGGGCUUCGGCAGCUCCUCCAGCCUCCAGACCAACGCGGACCUGCUGUGCCACAACGGCCCCACCACGAGUGUCUACACCUAUGACUCGGAGGUGGCCUGCUCUGGAGGAAGCUCCGCCUGCUCGGCGGUCUGGGGCGACACCACAACGGCUUCGGGUGCUACGACGACAGAGGCUUCGGGCGAUACCACGAUGACAGAGACCAAUGCCCAGGUUGCCAACGCGGGGCAACGGCACACAGCCGCGGUCUUGAUCUCAGGUUUUGUUGUGGCCUUGGCCGCCAAUUAA